CAUGUUAGGGGUUUUAUUAAGGUCAAAAAGCUCUGUAUACCUGGAAGUCUCAGCAAGCGCCUGCUGUAUCCUGCAAUCAACAAUGAUCCGACAACCAAACAAUGAUCCGACAUUCUAUCAACCUCAGGUAAAUCAGACUACGACACGCCACCAGCUCGCAGCUGCUUCUGAAUUCCGUUAUUCCCGCUCUUGUCGCAAGCCCCAAGGGUUACACCCUGUUCGGCAACCGUCCGAUGGGACUUUUCACCAUACAAACUUUGUCCGCAUAUGAGAGGGCCCGUAAGCCUCCUAUGCGGUCUAUUUCGAGCGUUCCUCAACCUACAGGACGCCCUGCGGACGUGUCCUAUGCGGCCAAUUGCGGGACAUGAACUUGUCCGAUGUUUACAGACCCCUGGAGGUGUAUUACCCGUCCGAUGGAUUUCUUUACUAUGCGGCCAGAAUCACAGUCCCUCAUUCUUUCUGCAUUUCAGUGACAAACAAUGAGUCUGCCAGCGUCACAGGAGGCUGGCCGAGCUGGUAGAGCGGCCCGUAGGGCUAGAGAGGAACCCCAAGCGAAAUUCAGUAUGGAGGAUGAUCGAGUCAUCGGGGAAAUGCUUGUGGAAGAGCGAUCUCGUGGAGCUCAGGGAGGCUUUAAGAGACAGACAUGGACGAGGAUAGCUCAAGAGCUCAAUGAUCGAUUCCAUCCGGACGUCCCUAAGACCGCUCGAUCAUGCCAAGACCACUUCUCCUAUGUCAAAAACAGCUAUCUUAUCGUUGCAGAGGAUGAUAUAUGGGACAAGUACCUCGCGGCCCAUCCCAAAGCAAGGAAAUGGCGUCGAGACCGGUGGGAGCUCUAUCUACUCUAUAAGGAGGCCACAGGUAACUUCAGAGCCCGUGGACAGCAUGUGUACCGUCCAGGAGACACUCAAGAAGGGUCUGAUGGAGAGGACGACGGAGGUGUGGACGAAGAUCAAUAUGACUCGGCCAUGGAGAACACAAUCAAUGAGCUUACAGGUACCCAACCCCUCUCCCAAGCCGCCCAAGACGUGGUCGACAUCUUCUCACAGCUUUCCGGGACACCAGAUCCCUCUCGGUCCCUCAGAACCCCACCCCCCCUCAAUGGUCGCCGUAAAGCUUCAGACGCCCUCGGAGAUGGACUGAGAGAGCUUGCUGGUAGCAUCAGACAUUGGGCAGAGUCCUCAAGCAAUCGCGAGCGACAAUUGAUGGCUAUACGGGUCGAAGCAUUGAAGAAAUUGCAGAAAUAUGAGGAACUGUCGGUCGUCAAGAAAGGGAGGGUGAUGAUGAAGCUUUCGACGGAUAUGGAGGCCUGCAAGUCCUUGCUGAGCUUUGAGGAGGCUCAGGUGGAUCCAGAAGCAGUCCUGGUGAUACUCCGAGGGUGGUCUGAGCUGCAGGGAUCGAGAUAGCGUCGGAAAAGGGUGGUAUCCAUGGUCCAUGUAAGAGAUGUAUAAAUCAGCACGCCCCUUCAUUAUGGAUGUCCCUUUAUGCGAAUUUCCUGCAUAAGUUCCUCUUCUCACCCCAUUCUAUGACGUCCCUGAGGUCCCUGGUACUCCUCCCACAUCCUGUUGGCUAUCUCAUCCCUUCUCCGAUCCCCUCUAGCGAUCUGAGCAGCAUCAAUGGUGCUGUCAAACGAAUCAUUCGGAUCGUCAAUGACAUCGUCGAUCUCAGCCAUAUCUGCUAUCGACUCUGAUGACGUUGACAUGCUGGAGGGGUUGAGGCCAUUGAGGACAGUACUCUCAUCAUCCUCAAACCACUCAGGGUCGCCAGCACCGUAUUCUCGAGCGAGAUUGAACAUAACACAUAUCC
Kockovaella imperatae is the source of this 1803-nucleotide messenger RNA. RefSeq lists its product as hypothetical. The transcript is spliced from 6 exons. The record is from RefSeq and is a predicted model, not a curated record. The coding region runs from base 480 to 1403 and encodes 307 amino acids. Lineage: Eukaryota; Fungi; Basidiomycota; Tremellomycetes; Tremellales; Cuniculitremaceae.